AUGGACUGCUUCCAGGACUUCUGCCUCAACUGCGAUCGCCAGGCAUCUUCCGGCCUCUACUGCUCACAGUCAUGUCGAUUGGCCGACCUCGAGAAAGCCAGCGCUCCUUCCAGCCCUGUACUAUCAAACCACUCCUCAUCAACAACACGACAGCAACAACAAUAUCAACCUUCGUGGGCAUCAUCAUCGGGCUUCGGCAGCGGAUCAGGCUACAUCAUCACCUCGACUCCCAAGACCGAAGAAUGGACACGAACCUACACCCAGCCCAGCGCCAGUGAAGAGCGGAGUCCGCAGUCGUCGUACUUCAUGCGGACGCCGGCGAAGGAGGCUCGCCCAGCUUCGCAAGGUACUCAGCGUUCGCUGACACCCUCGUCGUCAAGGAGCUCGUUGGCCUCGAACACGAGUGGGUCGAACCCAAACGCCAUCUCAGAGCAAGCACGUCAGGAGCUCCAAGAGUACUUCAGCGCGUUCGAUCAGGCCAAGGCGUCGAAGCGGAGACAGAGUACGUGGUAG
This is a messenger RNA of Saxophila tyrrhenica, 513 nucleotides long. RefSeq lists its product as uncharacterized. The record is from RefSeq and is a predicted model, not a curated record. Lineage: Eukaryota; Fungi; Ascomycota; Dothideomycetes; Mycosphaerellales; Extremaceae. The transcript has a single exon. The coding region runs from base 1 to 513 and encodes 170 amino acids.